Messenger RNA from Rubroshorea leprosula, 866 nucleotides. The record is from the annotation of a GenBank genome assembly. NCBI's taxonomy places the organism in Eukaryota, Viridiplantae, Streptophyta, Magnoliopsida, Malvales, Dipterocarpaceae.
AAGGGGGAGAACAAGUGGUGAUUAGUGAGGUCAUGCAAUUGCCAUAUGUGACAGAGGAAGAAUGUGUGGGUGAGGAUGAUGAUGAAGAGGAAGAGUUUGAUGGAAUGGAAACAUCGGAAGAAGAAGAGCAACCCACUGUUACUCAGCCACCAUUGGUCGAUGACCAGUUCACUGGUGAUGAUGCAACAAUGGAGGAGGACACUGAAGAGCAUAAUUUGGAGGCUAAGUUGGAUGCUAAGUUUGCUAUGCUUGAUCCCAAGUUAGAUGCUCAGCUGGAGGAGGAGCUAUCACGUGCUGUCCCAGAGAUAGGACGUGGCAUGGAUAAAAGAGAUACGCUCCGGCAAACCAGAGUCAAAGGAAGGUGCUUAGCCUUAAUCGCCGAGGCACAUUCAAGCAUGAGAGAUUACAUUGUUGGAACUGUUUCCGAGACGAGCUUCAUCGAGCUCAAAAGGCGUGGGUUUGGGAUUUGUUUUUUGCUUUUGCUUGUGUGGGUAUAAAUAAGGGUCUUUAGAUUUGGAAUGGGGUUUUUUUGGUCUGAAUUUGGGUGUUGCGGGACGUGGCAGUAAGAGGAGGAGGAUCCUGAAUUUCCAGAGCUCACCGAAGGGAUUGUGCAUUCUCUGGUUUCUUUUCUUUCCAUCUUAGGUAAAAAAAUCUCUGAAACAGGGAUUCUAUUAGGGGAAAAUGGUGAAGGAGAUGAUGGAAGCUUGAUCCCGUGGGUGGGAUUCCUUUCAUCAGAUCCAGACCUGUUUUCCUUUAAAGAAUCCGCCGUGCUUGUCUAUUUCUUUUAUCUGUUGAUGAUUCUGUUUUUCUUUGUUUAGGAUGUUAAAUUAGUAUAUGUUUGGUUGGAAUGAAAGCGAUUUAAAGAU